This is a messenger RNA of Scylla paramamosain (green mud crab), 14640 nucleotides long. RefSeq lists its product as uncharacterized. Lineage: Eukaryota; Metazoa; Arthropoda; Malacostraca; Decapoda; Portunidae. The transcript is spliced from 2 exons. Bases 4808 to 6385 code for a protein of 525 amino acids. The record is from RefSeq and is a predicted model, not a curated record. Gene Ontology annotation, molecular function: DNA-directed DNA polymerase activity; nucleotide binding; nucleic acid binding.
GACGGUGACGGCGACACUGACGGAGAGGUGGGGGGUGUGCGUCCUUAUCCUUCGGUGACGAUGGAAUGACUAAAUGAAUCAACGAUGGUGGGUGGAAAAUAAUUCAAUGAAGAGGGGGGUGGACUGGCGGUCAGACGUGGAAGCCGCCCGCCACACACGCAUGGUUUAGGGGACUCUCUUGGCAAGCCAUGUAGGUUGCCCUUUCACUCACGUGUUCCCUCCGACGGCUCAGUUCAUUCCAAGGUCGUCGCCACUGGAUGGUCAAGGUCAGGCGGAAGGGGAAUGGGGUGGGGGAGGCCUGCACGUGUCAGGAAAGUGGCAGGUAACGCUUCCAGGCUCCGUGCGGCCUUACGCCACCAGGAACCAUGCGGGCUUUUUUUUUUUUUUUUUUUUUCUUUUUUUUUUUUUUUUUUUGUGGGAACAGGAAGUUGAGGGCUGCACGCCACACGCUAGUCGCCCGCGCGAAUCCUGGACGGUCUGGGUGGCGAGACUUGCCAUCACGUGUUCCCUCCGUCAUCUCAGUACAACCCCCCCCCCGUCGCGACUGCCCCACGAGGUCCUGUUACCUGCCCAUCCUUUUUACCUGGAGGAAGCGUCUGUGGAUGACCGGAGCGGGUGGCGGCCGCCUCACACUUUCACUGAAUUUUUUCUUUUUUUUUUUUGGGCAGGAACGGGAAAGUUGAGGGCUAUAGAAUGGGCGGUUGCGGGUCCUGGAUGGUCUGUACCCUCCGACAUCUCAGUACAUUCCUCCCCUAUGGUCAAGGUCGUCGCGACCGCCCCACGUGAUCCCGUUACCUGUCAUCCUUUUACCUGGACAAGGCGUCCGUGGAUAGCCGGAGCGGGGCAGUUGCCUCUUCCACUUUCUCCGACCACCAGCGGCGUGGCUGACGUAAUACUUAUGCCAGAUGGUCGCCUUAUUAUUAUUAUUAUUAUUAUUAUUAUUAUUAUUAUUAUUAUUAUUAUUAUAGCCGGCACGUGUUCCCUCCGAUAUCUCAGUACAUUCCCCUAUGGUCAAGGUCACCGCGACUAUCCACGCUGUACCGCUAUAAUCUCCAGUCUGUCGACGUAUAUAUGUCAUGAAAAAGUAAAGUUUAAAGUCAGUCUGUUAGUUGACAGACUGUCAUUGAGAGAUAGUGACGAUAUAUACGUAUACCUAUCUUCUCUUGCAGGUGGUAGGUCAUUUCCCAAAAACACAACAACAGAAUUUGAAAACAGAAUCUUACCUAUUCAUUUAGACACCGGCAGGGAUUAUGAAGUCGGCCUGUGUAAUAUUUUAUUCCCUAAAUAUUUCUACUGCAUUACGGAAGGGGAUCCAAAUUCCAGUAUAUCGUUCUAUGGUCGGGUUAAGCAGUCAGACUUUGAUAUUGACUAUAAUAUGUAUACCUAUCUACCGGAAAGGAAUAUCAUCUCCAAUUUUACCGAUAAGAACAUACCGGCCAUAACUAAGGUGAUUAAUGGACAGAUAGUGAGAGAACUUCAAGCAAUCUUGAAUGACUCCUUUAAGAUCUAUUUCCCUUACUCGGAUAUCAUUUAUUAUGACCAUGACUUGGAGCGGGUCGUUGUGAAUAACGCGAUUGUCCCUCCUAAUGACAAUCGUAUUUACAGUGAUAUAAGUACAAAAUUUGCAUCGCAUAUAGCUCGCAUUCUGGGUUUCAAUCCAAAUUUUCGCUACACCGUCUACUUUCAAAGAUCUGGCGACGUCAUUUCAUCUUGCAGCGCGAGCGAAGCUUCCUCCUCAUCACCCAUAAAAUUAUUCACUCAAUACGUACCGCGAGCUGAUGCAGGGACGGAUUAUAUGUACGUUUAUACCGACAUCAUUUCCCCCACGCGAUUUGGUAACCAACUAGUUAAUAUAUUAGACGUCAUACCACUCGCCGGCGACAGCACCAGUAAAGGUGCGAAUUCAGUUACGUAUAAACCACUUUCUGUAUCAACUAUAGAGAGUGUGGCCAUCAAAAUUGCUAAUCAAAGAGGCAAACCUAUUCAGUUUGAAGAUGGGGAAAACAGUGUUACUUGCGUGUUACAUAUAAGACUACGUUAACUUUGCGUCUCGGAUGUAAAGUUUUGAAGAGAAUCGAUCAAGGUGGGAUAAUGGGUGGAGUGGAGGAUAAUGAAACAGGCAGGUGUUGCCUACUUCCGAGACAAGUCAUGCGCCUCGCGACCAUCUGCGCGGGAAGCUUCAGUGUUUCCCCGUGCGGCAUGGCGGCCGGGACAAAAGUGUUGACAAUGUUAUAGAAAAAAAAGAAAAGAAAAUGGGUGUUCACUGUGGAACAGCAGAUGCGCGGCUUUUAUGUGAAGUGUGUGGGAGAUUGCGCACUAAUCCAUCCUGCCCCUCAUGUGUGGAAGACCAGUGUGAUUUAUGCGAGCGGUGUGGACUUCUGUUUCCAUAUCCUCCACCAGAACACACCUGCGAAGUUGGGAAUCCUGCUUUUUCUGGUAAGCAUUAUUACUUAUUUUGGCGGGAAUGUAUAAUAAUAAAGAUGAAAUGACUGUCAAUCUUUACAAGUCUGAGCUCUGAGCACAUCUUCCUGUACAGGCUCACACUCGAUUGAGGUUGAGCAGAACGGCGACGUAGAAGACACACGUCGGUGGGCGUCGCAAGGCGACAUCCCACGCGGAGGCGGGGGGAAGAGGUGAGAAAAAAAAAAAAAAUACUACAAAUAAUAAACCAAUAAAUGCGGUGCCGCCGCCACUACUAAUAUUCUUUUUUUUUUAAGACUCGCCACGGCCAGGACCGAGUGGAUUAUCGGGGAACGUAUUCAAUUCUUCCGAGACUUCAAGUCCUUCACUACCUACACAAGACACGCCACAAGCGGAGGCAGACCACGAUGAGCGCAGCAUGGUGGGAGAGUCGGCGGAUGCAGACCUUGACGAGCGCGGGAUGCCAGAAGAACCGCGGUUAAUUGACUCAAGGGAAAAUUUUAUGAGGAGCUUCACCAGACAUCAAUAUGACAUACCUGAUCAUAUAAGCAGAGAUCCACUUGGUCUACUUACCGAAUACAGGGAGUUCUUUAAACGGGAAAUUAGAUCAUAUUUCACGUCACACGGCUCGCCAUUCCCCCCCACCCUGAAAAUAUUUUCACACAUUUCUCUGUUACUAGUGAAAUUCUCUACCUUAGGCGAGGAUGAACAUCGAGUCAUUCAUAUUGCUUUUAGAGCACGACUGAUCACCUAUCAAGAUGUGCCUGACCUUGUUGAUUUAUGGAUCCAUCAGCUGAACAGUCGGCUGGAAAGCCUUACCAGCGAGACUGAAGGAUCUGGUUUCAUCAUUUCAAGAGUACAGAAUUUUUUCAUCAACUAUUGCUUACACGUCGCAUGUAGUGGCAUAGGAAAUUAUGUUGCUUACCCUAGAGGCGUGCGAGGUGGGAAUGAAAUUUUCAAUCCUGAUGGCUGACAUUCAUCCUGUGUUAUUCAGUGUUUGGCGGCUUUCAGACUUCAUGCUCGAGGUGUACCUUGGAAAAGAAUUCCAAAAAUAUUACGGAGACGGCAUGGCGGAGAGAAAUACGUCACUCGCGGAAAAGUAGACAGUCCAGUGACUUGGGAGAACUUGAGUCAGUUAGAAAGGUUAAAUCGCCUGUCUCUGGAUGCUUAUACACUGACCAAAAGCGGUGAGAUAUACUAUUUAACAUUAUAAAGAAAAGGCUCACGGAAGUAUAAAACUGUAGUCUCACUCCUUUUACUAGGUGGAAGACAUAUGACGCUCAUUAAAGACGUGGAGAAGCUGCACUGGAAAUUAACGAGAAGCUGUCCCAUCCCAGAGGGUCAUCAGUUUUGCAAAAUAUGUUUCAGCUCAGUUCCCAAGUCUGUCAGUUUGAGUGAUCACGAGUGUCACUGCGACUUCACUCAAACUCUUCUCUUUCCAGGUGAUGGCGAAAAAGUAAAAUUUAAAAAUUUUGCUUACACCUAUCAGCCUGCCUACUUAGCAUUUUUUGAUUUUGAAACUAUGAUAAAACCUAAGGAGAAUAGGAGUGUGAUAGCUGAACAUUACCCAAUUGGAUACUCGUAUCUCAUCAUCAAUAGGCAUGGAGAUGUCGUGGAAAAGAGAAGUUAUCUCGUUGAAGAUCCCAUGAAUAAUUUCAUUGAUAGCCUAUCCGAAGCUUGGCGAAUCAUCAAGGAAAGUGUAGUUAGCUAUCCAAUUACCAUGUCUGCGGAGGAUGAAGUCCACUUCAAACGUCAGCGUCACUGCGAGCUCUGCCAUCAACCCUUUAAUGUGAAAACCCCACCUCAUAAACAUCACGACCACUCAUUACCACAAAAUAAUUACAAGGGGGCAUUGUGCGCGCGAUGCAACCUCCAGUGUCGUGACAUGAGGAAAUAUCUCAUCACUCUAGCACAUAAUGCCAGCCUCGGUCAUCUCGCUCAGAGUCACGUGCAGGCGGGCUAUAGCACGCGUUACGCCCAGGAAAUGGUGAAUUACCUCCCCAAGGAUGUAAGGCGUGUAAUUUGCACUCAAAAACAGUUUCUUUGUUAUGAGUACAUCACCGACCUUGGCCGCUUAGAAGAUCGACAAUUGCCACCUCGCGAGGCAUUUUAUGACACGCUCAAGGGGAAGGCUCUGUCACCUGGAGAAUAUGAACACGCUCAAAGCGUGUGGAGUAUGACAUCCUGCCGCACUUUAGGCGAUUACAUAAUACUGUAUUGUGAGAUUGAUGUGGGAUUAUUAGCCGACACAUAUCUCAAAUAUAGAUCAUACCUGCAUGAAUUUUAUGGGCUGGACGUGGCACAUUAUGUGUCACUGUCUUCUUAUGCUUAUGACGCUUUUUAAAAGUCGACAGGCGUUCAACUUGAUCCACCUUAUGACCCUAGCAUGUAUCACCUGAUCAAAAGAAAUGUACGAGGAGGCUUUGUAACUUGCGUCAGGCCACACCUGCAGUCAAACCAUGAACCCGACGGUGGACCCGGCACCUAUGUGUUCUAUCUGGACUAUAAUUCAUUAUAUGCAAGCGUUAUGUGUUACCCCCUGCCUAUGGGUGACAUCAAAAAACUUUCUCAGUCAGAGAUGGAUUAUUUUUUUGAAGUUGGCAUCCAGAAUCAUGCGACAGAUGGUGACAUCGGUUACUGGCUGCAUUUGGACAGCUGUGACGUUUCCCCCGACGUGGCUCGGAUCACGGACGAGUUCCCUCUGUGCCUCGCACACAUGACUAUUACAGAAGAUGACAUCUCGCUGUACAGUAAAAGACUGUUAGAAGCUGAGGGUCGUAAGCUGGGGAGGAAAAAUCGUAAACUCGUGGCCAGUCAUAAGGGACUGAAAGAUCAUCUCAUCAGUCUGGAAUUGCUGCAACUUUUACUCUCACUUGGACUGGAAAUACAAUGUGUUCAUGCUAUAUAUAGCUUCAGACAGGCUCCAUACCUGAAACCUUUCAUAGAAGGGAACGUCGCUCAGUGUAAAAAUGAGACGUGCGCCAUUAAAAAUCGCAUUUGCAAACUGAUGUCAAACGCAGUUUAUGGCAGAUCCAUGUUAACUGAAGUGAAGUAUGGCCUCCAACAGAAAUUAAUGACAAAAAGAAAGUCUUUCCUGAAGUAUGCAAGAAAUCCAUCCUUUAAAAGGGUCCACCAAUUAGGCGAGGACCGAGUCAUAUGUGUCAACAGUAAGAAUACGAUUAAAAUCAGGCAGCCAAAUUACUUGGGAUACCAUAUUUUAGAAGUGGCAAAGAAGUACAUAUACAACUUUUGGUAUCGCGUCAUCAAAGCUAAUUAUGGGGAGAGAGCUAAAUUAGCUUAUGAAGAUACUGACAGUUUCAUUUUCAGUCUGCACAUACCUACAAACUUAAAUGAUGAACUGAAACAUGGACCCAUGGCAAAUUUUCUCAACACCAGUAACUUUGCUUCAGAUCACCCGUGUUUUAAUGAGGAGCGGAAGGGUCAACUAGGCUUGCUGAAAUCUGAAACCGGAUCCACGCUCAUCAAAGAGGCGAUUAUAUUAAAGCCAAAAAUGUAUUCGCUGCUGUUGGAAGAUGACAAGCAAGUAUCUCGAGAUAAAGGCAUUCCAACUCACCUUCAGCAAAAUAUAUUGCAUCAGCAGUAUAGGGAAACACUUAAUAAUGUCGCAUGUGGGAUGGUGGAUUGCUAUAAUAUCAGGAAUGUGAAAGGACAAAUUUGUACCACUUGUAUGCGAAAGCAUACGUUCUCACAUUUUGACGACAAGCGCUUUCACGUCGAUGGCUAUACCUCAAGGGCGUAUUAUCACCCCGACAAUGAUCAGCAGGAAAGAGAUGUGGAGAAUGAGAUGGAAGAGGAGGUGGCGGUGGAUGUGGGGGAGGUGGAGGUGGAUGAGGAAGAGGAGGAGGAGGAGGAGGAAGAAGGGGAGGAAGAGGGGGAGGAUGGGAUAAUGAGUGGUCUGUGGCGUGAUCAGGAGAGACUUUCCGCGACAUUAUUCACAUCAUGAUUAAGGGGUAGAGAAAGAGAGGACGCAGCUGCUAGCAGCUGCCCUUCAUGUAAUGUAAAAAAAAACAUUUGCACUGACCACGUAGGCUAAGGAAGAGGGGGAGGCGGAGAAUGGAUUAAUGACUGGGUUGUGACGUGAUCGGGAGUGGCCUUCCAUGACAUUAUUCACGUCAUAAUUAAGGGGUGGAGAGAGACCACGGCCGCUAGCAGCUGCCAUUCAUGUAAUGUAAGAACAUUUGUUUUGAGUACGUGGUUAAGGAGGGGAAUGAGGGGAUUGCUCAUGUACUGUAAGAACAUUUGUACUGUCCACAUGGGAUAAGGAGGAUGAGGAGGAGGAGGUGGAAGAAGAGGAGGUAAUGUAAGAACAUUUGUACUUUGGUAGGUUAAGGAAAGGGAGGAGGAGGUUGAGGAAGAGGUGUGGGUCGGGGGAGAUCCACGUCAUAAUUAGAGGGCAGGGAUGAGGAUGCAGCUGGGAGGUUAGUUAUGCUGUUACCUACAUGACCAUGUAAAUAAAGGUUAAUCAAUAAAUACUGUAAACAUAUCGUAGCGUUUUUAGUAACCCUCUGAACUUAACAUGGACAAGACAUUUAGCGAAGAGAUGCUGAAUCUCUUCAGAUAUCCUGCACGCAUAAUUAUUGCAGGUUAUACAAAUUCCGGCAAAACACACCUCUUCAAUAAGAUUAUAGAGAAAUAUCAGCAUGGAUUUAACAGAAUUAUCAUUUGUGGCGUCUCAUCGCAUUCGCUGCAGCAGAAUUCCCCUUUUCAAGAUAAGGUCGAAGUGCAUGAGAAAAUUAUUGAUCCCGUGAUGGAUGAUGACAGCCCAUACGCCGACCCGCAAACGCACACACUCCUGAUAUUAGAUGACAAUUUCCUCACGGCUGGCAAUUCUCAAACGAUAGGAGAGUCUUUCAUCACAGGGAGACAUAAAAAUUUGUCAGUUAUAAGGAUAGCACAGAAUGUCUUUUUCCCCGGAAAGUAUGCUAGAAUGAUAACUUUAAAUGCCUCACAUUACAUUCUUAUGAAAAACAGAGAUAUAUAUCAAAUUGAAUGUCUGGGCAGGCAACUUUAUGGAAAGGAGCGCGCCAAACACUUUGUGGAAAUUUAUAAAAAUGUCGAGCUUAGACGAGAUCACGGUUAUUUGUUGUGUGAUUUAUCACCGAACGCACCCGAAGAAAUUCAACUGCGCACGAAUAUUGUGGAUGAGCCAGCCUGUGAGAAAGUCUAUUUGCUAUGAACGCCGUUUUGGACGAACUUUACCGGGAUAUGACGAAUCCUGUGGCUUUAGGAGGUGUGCAAGCACUCUACAGAGAGGGGAAGAAAAGGGAUAAGAAUCUAACACUCCGCGAUGUGAGGGCAUUUCUGCAGGGCAACCGCACUUAUACGCUUCACAAGCCGACGCUGAAACGUUUUUCCGCGACGAAAAAUUCUUGCUCCUAAACCGUCCGUCAUUUUAACUUGUGAUUUGGCUGAUUUUGCGAGGCUGCACAGACACAAUGGCGGCGUCCGAUACGUCAUGUUUUGCCUGGACGUCUUCAGCAGGUACUUGAAAGUGGCAACGCUGACAAGUAAAUCCGGACGCAGUAGCCUGCAAGCACUGAAAAAAGUUUGAGUCGGGGAGUUUUACAGGCGUGUCGUGUCUUUUUACCGAUCAGGGAUCCGAAUUUUAUAAUCAAGCAGUGAAAAAAUAUCUAACUUUGAAAGGUAUUACCUUGUAUUCCAAUUACUCACGUGAAACAAAGGUGAGUUUGGCAGAAAGGGUCAUCCAAACCAUAAAGGCAAAAAUAUAUAAAUAUCUCACGCAGAACAAUACACUGACGUAUAUUAACGUCUUGCCCACCCUAAUAAACACGUACAAUCACACCCCACACCGCGGUUUGGGUGGCAACCAAACGCCAGCCCAGGUUCACCGCUUCCGCGAGCUGUCACAAGUCAGAAGGCAAUUUAAACGAAUGUAUUUAAAUCGGCCAAGGGGAAAGAAAGUUGUCAGUCAUAAAUUAGACGUGGGAGACAUUGUACGCUUGCAACGUGCUUCCCGAACGCAAUUUAAAUUCAAUAAGGGUUAUACCGUCAACAAUACCGAGGAGCUUUUUAAGAUAACAUAAAAUCACAUAAAAUCCCUAUUUAUUACAUAAGGGAUUUGGCGGGGGAGGACGUGACCGGCGCUUUCUACAGGGAAGAAUUAAUCAAGUCCUCUUUUCUUUCACGUUACCAGGUCGAUAUAUUACGAUCGAAGGUCGAGCGAGGUAAGAGAAAGUACUUCGUCCACUGGCGUGGGUAUCCAGAUAAAUAUGACAGCUGGAUAGAUGCGGACGACUUAGUAAGAUAUGGAUGAGGAAAAACCAUUGAUAUUGAAGUACAAAGAUUUGGUUUUCCUCCUCUCGCACGUCACCCCUAAAUUGCGGAAGCAGGUCUUGCAAAGUUUGAAUAAGCGCGAAGUCAAUUGCAUCUCGGAAAUAUUCACCAACUUUUUGAAGAAACGCCUGACGGAUGACGAUACCAUCAUUAACCGCCUGAAAAAAUUCAAGAGUGAUAUUCGCACUGUAGCCUUGAAGAAGACGUCCGUGUACAAGAAGAAAGCCAUUCUAAUCUUCAAACGAGGUGGCAGCAUAUUGGCCGCGUUACUCCCGAUAGCCGUGUCGGCAAUAACAAGUUUACUACAGAGAUGAAAGAAUAUUGUUUAGUUCCCGUCUCAGUUGCUGAGAGGUGUAAGUUUAAACCGGCCGAGAGCGCAACCCAGCACCGAUUCAUGUCAAAACAAGUCAAGAAAAAAAAAAAAACUUCACUUCCGCCACCGGCCACCGCCCUCCCUGACACAACCACCGUGGCACCACCACCACGCGCGCCUGUCAAUCCGCCCUUGGAUGAUUUGAUUUGAGUUGCUGUUCCUCCUUCCUUUAGAGAAUAUGGUUUAUCUCUCUUGAAAUUAUUGGAGGGUAAACCUGGGAUUUCAUGGAAUGAUCGCGGUAACUUACUUCUGCCAUUUUCGGGCAUAAGCGUGUUUGAUCUCAUACGAGUAAUCAGUCACGGAAAGGGGGUCGCGAAAAGACUUUCACCCGAUAAGCAUCCAUUAUUAUCAUUGCUACUUUGCAUGGCGCAACUCCCCGCGGAUGCCAUCAGAAAUACAACUCAACGAAGUAAACUGAUAGGCGGCGGGGUUGGUGACAUCUGGGAAGCAUAUUAAAUGAGAAGGCCCCCUUCUUACUCUGUAAACGAGUAAGUACAUCAAUAAUACAUGAGAGCACGUGUUAGGCACGUCAGGGGUGUAGGCCCACGGAUGGAUAAUUGAUAAGGGUUAUGGUCAAAAAAGGUUCGCCCCCAUCACCCACAUCCCCUAAUAAAUAAUACGUUCCCCGCCUUCCAUCCCUUCCCACCAACAAAGGAAAAAAAAAUAACACCUACGUUAAUUUGAAUGAAUAAAUUCUACUACGCAAGAGGUGUAAUAUCGACCAAUACAUGCGAAUAAAGGUCCGCGAUGUCACAUUUCCCCCUCACUCACCUCACAGAGGGUUCAACGUGUGGAUCAGCCCUCUAAUUACUCGUCAAGAUGAAGGUGGUCGAGGGCAAGCUGACCGAUGGCAUCUUCCGCGACCGCCGCUGUUAUAUCAUUUACUCAGUAAAUGCUGUCUCCACCGAACCGUGCAGGAUUGCGCGGGAUCUCAAAACUAUUUACCCAUACGAGAAUACACAUGCAGCUAGAAAGAGACUCUACUCGCUUCAUCGGGCCACGGCAGACACGAGAGAUGACCCAGGACGUAUCAUUAUCCAUGCGUCUCCCACAGGAAGCGUAAAUCUCCCUCACCUGGUGGCCUGCGUGAUUCAGUAUGGUUGGGGCGAGGCCGUCGAGGGUAACGAGAAGGCGCAACAGGCAAUUGUGACGUCAAAGCAUUUGCCUUACGUGGAAGGACUCAAGAUGGAUACAAGCAUGAACUGACGCCAACACUUCCAGAAUUGCCUGAAAAAGAUUGCCCUGCUAGCCAUGGCGAACGCUGAAGUAGAGCAAAUUAUUAUCCCGGAAGGACUGGGAUGUAGAGGUCGCUGCCAGGAUGAGUGGAGGAAUAAUUACCUACCUAUGGUGGAAGGGCUGGCACAGCGACUUCAACCUUUUGGAGUUGAAACUAUUCUGGUGAGGAAGUCUGAAUAACUUUAUCAUGUAAAUUUUAAAAUAAAGUUGAUGUGUGUUUGACAAAUCGAGUAUAAAUGUAUUCCUUAAUUGGGGUGGCCGUUAUUAUUUAUUUUGGUCAUGGCAAGAGUGGAGCAUUAUCUGUAUUUGACGAGUCUGGGCAACGCCCAAGACUGCGUAUAAAUCGCUCAGUAAAACUAUUAUCGAUUCAAUUGCGAGUCAACUCGUGGAUCAAGUUGGCCGAGCCAUUCACUUUGGGAGGGGUAAAUCGAUUACACUCUUGCUGCAUAUCAGACAGAAAUAAAUAGCCGGUGAUUAUGCUCGACGUCUUAUUCAUGACAUGACAUCCAUCAUGACGAGAGCGUUCACACCUCCCACUCGAGCGGAAUACGACUUGCUUUUUAUGCAAAGCAAAGGUGGAGGUUUAGACGACAUCUGGGUUUUUAUUCUACCCCAUUCAAGAAGAGGUGGCGGCCUAUUUUCUGUUUUGAGUGGCUUUGCUAAAAGAGCAAUUCCCUUUCUCAUCCGCACUGUGGCACCCGAAGCUCUCCAAAUGGGAAAAGGUUUAUUAACAGAUGUUUUAGAGGGGAAGUGACUUCGCGAAUCAUUAAGAAAUAGAGGUGUUGCAGCCGUGAAGGGCGUGGGGGAAAGGAUAGUUCGAGGCGGACGAGUAAUGAAAAAGAGGAAAGUUGGAGUAGGAAAAAAAAAAAAAAAGAGAAAACCACCAACCAGGCAACUGAAAAGAAAGACUUGCUAUAAAGCAGAUAUCUUCAAUAUUUAGCUUAGUCGCGAAGAUGACUCAUUACGGACCGGAUGUGCAGGAUGGAGCGACCUCCACCCCCCUGAGCAAUUAUCUGACGGCCGUGAGUGAGAAUUUUCCACGGGUGAAUCGCCUGCAUACCAUCGAAUCGUCAGUCGCUGCGAGGGGAAAGUUGGACGUAUUACCCAUUAAUUUAGACGCUAAUGCUAAUAAUCAUGUGGUGAUUAACGAUCCUUACAUUGAAUUUAGACUGCCUGGUAUUCCAGGGCAAUUUUUGGAUGUAUCAACGCUGUCUCUAGAAUUGCAAGUUAGCGCGACGAAGGCAGAUGGCGCGCCACUAGACGAUGACGAUCACGUUGUUUUUAGUAAUGGUUUGAAUAAUACGAUGUUUAAGUCAUGCGCUUGUUAUUUUAACGAACAGCUUGUGGAGUCAUCCUCUUUGUUCAACUAUCACGCCUUCAUUAAAAUGAUUACAACAAUCCCUCAGGAUAAAAUUGACUCUAUCGGUCGCGUCGCCUUGUACCACCGCGAUUAUGAUGGAUCAAAAGGCAUAAUCAAUAAAUUUGAUGAAGACUAUUUCACGGGGGGGAAUAAAGAUGAGAAACAAAUGAUAAAAGAUUGUAAAAUGCACGGCAUUUUGAUGACUGCGCCUUUGUUUUCGGACACUUAUCUGCUUGACUCUGUUGAUGUUAGAAUUCGAUUAGAAUUGGCUAACAAAACAUGGAUUCUUAAUUCACACCAAGAUGCCAGCAGUUUCAAAUUUAAGCUCGAGAUGGCUAAGUUAUGGGUUGACCGCGUCACGCCACAUCCGCCUGCCUUAGAAUCGUUAAAUAACUCCUUGACUCUAAGUCCAAUGCAAUACGCUUUUAAUAGAAUGUUCAAUAAAACGUAUGUGUUAGCCGCCAAUCAAACGUCUUUGAUUGCCGAAUUACCUUUCGUGCAAAUCAUACCACAAAAUUUGACCAUGGCAAUAGUUGAUAUGGACAGCUUACAAGGCGUAAUUGAUAAGAAUGGUUUAUAUUUUCAACACGCCGAUCUGUCACAUGUACAUAUCACCGUGAACGGGGCGACCAUUUAUAACGUUCGCAGCUCUUUCCCGCAUCAUACGUCAAAAUUGUUUUACACGACCCUUGAGUCACUAGGAUUGGACACACGUAAUUCCCUAACAUUUGAUGCUUUUAAUAAAGGUCGGACAGUAUGUUUCUUUAACUUUGUGACGGAGGACGUGCACAAUGCCAUCCCUCUGGAUAAAUCAGGAAAUCUAAGAAUUAAUCUGUCUUUUGCUAAGGGACGUAAUCACAACCGCGUCAUCAUGUUUUUCGCCGACACUACUGGCGUCAUAAAAAUUGAUCAUUAUCGUCACGUUCGCUGCAUUGUCCGCGCAUAAGCCGUCAUGAAUGCACGUGAAAUACAGGCCGGUCUAGCAGACAUCUUGGGUGAUUGAGUUUAUUUUUUAGGCUAUCAUGACCAUCGCCGUGUAACAGAUCUGAUAAAUCUUGCUAAAAAACAGGCGAAGCCAUGCGUUUUCAUUCUAAAUACAAUGAGUGACUCAAAGACCAUGGGCCACUGGAUUACUGUUUAUCUUAAUUUUCAAAGUCAGACCAUAGGCUAUUACGAUAGCUAUAACUUGCACCCCAAAUACAAUUCCGCCGUCUUACAUCAUUUUAUGCAAACUUGUCCACAUAUGAAAAUUAGCACAUUAAAUUAUCGACUUCAGAGGUUGAAUUCCCUCGUGUGCGGUAUUUAUUGCAUGUUCUUUCGCCUUCUACUGAGUUGGCAUACAUUAAAACGUGCAAUGUGUAUCAUUCACGCCACCUUCAAAAAGCAUCAAUAUCUAUAUAAUGACAAAAAAAAUUAUUUGUAUGGCUUACGUAAUAUUUCGUAAAAUGCCCCAUUGCAUGCCUACGUUUUGCCCAACCGGCAGCCGAGCGAGAUGUCGUAACAUCUGUAAAGCGGUAAUAAGGUAGAUUGGGGGGGGGAGAUGGCAAAGGGGGUCAAUAUGGGGUAAUUGCUGACGGAUAAGCGUCACUUCGCCAUCACCUCUCAACCCAGUCGGAUGUCGAAGCCUCAUCUCCAAGAAUGGAGCAAGCUGACAAACGUUUCAUCUUGAGAACUGCGGGUGAGUACACCAUUGCCUUGCAUGCCAUCUCGCAUCUUCACUAUUGUAAAUUGCAUUAACGUUCUUUGCCAAUGAAUAAGAAGAGGGAGAGGGGGAGGGGAAAAUAAAAACUCUUCCAUUGUUCUCAUCGUUUUUUUUUUUGUCUGUUACAGAACGCAUCUCUUUCCGCUUUGAUAUCUAUCUGGGCGAUGCUGGGGGUAAGCGAAGCCGUGCCGACCAUGAGGAUGUCAAUGUGGAGAAAAUGUCGGAACCUGCAAAGAAGAAAUUGAUCUUUAGCGAUGACGACAUGUCGCCGCUGCCGGUCAGCCCACCUCCUGAUGCUCCAUCAGGACAGGAGUCGCAACAGCAGCAGCCAGCACAGCAGUCGAUGCCGCCACCUCAGGAGUCGCUGAUGCCGCCUCCGACCGAAACACAGCUGCGGCGGUCAGAUGAGUCGGCAGUAGGCGGCAAAGAGGGUCAGGAGGUGAAGAAGAAGUCGCAGGAAAACAGAAAAAAAAAAAAAAAUAUUCCCCCUAACAUGCCAGAGGAUGACAGCACACCAAAACUCCCCGUUGCUCCAGCUGCCCCUUGUAAGAAGCUGAUUCCUAGAGUUAUUAAAACUACGCCCGUCAUUGACAGCGAUGACGAUGAUCUCUUCGCCUUCAAUUCGCAAAUGUUUUGAAUGCAAGAGAUGUAUUUGCCCUAAUAAAAAUAAAAUGUCCCAUCGACUCUGCAUAACAUUUCUAAUAAUAAUAAUAAUAAUAAUAAUAAUAAUAAUAAUAAUAAUAAUAAUAAUAAUAAUAAGGCCAUCCAGCAUAAGUAUUACGUCAGCUACGCCGCUGGUGGUCGGUGAAAGUGGAGGAGGCAACCGCUCCGCCCCGGCCAUCACAGACACUUCCUCCAGGUAAAAAGGAUGGGCAGGUAACGGGACCACGUGGGGCAGUCGCGACGACCUUGACCAUAGGGGAUGUACUGAGAUGUCGGAGGGAACGCGUGAUGGUAAGUCUCGCCACCCAGGCCGUCCAGGAUCCGCGCGGGCGGCUAGCGUGUGACGUCCACGUGGCGGUCCAUUCUAUAGCCCUCAACUUCCCGUUCCCGCCCAAAAAAAAAAAAAGAAAAAAAGCCCGCAUGGUUCCUGGCAGCGUAAGGCUGCAUGGGGUCUGGCGGCGUCGCCUGCCACUUUCCUGACACGUGCAGGCCUCCCCCACCCCAUUCCCUUUCCGCCCGACCUUGACCAUCCAGCGGUGACGACCUUGGAAUGUACUGAGGUGUCAGAGG